UUGUCAAAGAAAUCACAAUGCCAAGUUCAAACCAUGGCUGAAAACUCAGAAAACAACAAACAGUUUGUAACUUCUUAAGCUCCUCAGCUAGAGGAAGAAGAUCUUCAAAAGUAAGAUAAGUUUCUUCAAGCCAAGCACACUCAGUUCAAGCAAUAAUGCCAAACUGUUAGUUUAACAUUUUGUACACAUAGGGUUCGUACCGGUUCCGGAAAUCCAGGAAAGUCCUAGAAUUUUAUUGUCACGUUUGGAAAAAUAUUGCUGGUCCUGGAAAGUCCUGGAAAUCUGUUAAACUGAAUAAAGUAAUAAUGUUUUCCUUAAAACAAAUGAGAAAACGUUUUUGAGAAUUAUUAUUAUAACAUGCUAUGCGUCUGUGGUUUUGACUGCAUAAAAUAUUUCUCUUUCAUGUUUUUCCCAGUACAUAGUCCCUUAGUAACCUGGAGAUAUGCAUGAUUUCAUAAGUUUGAGAUUUAUGCAUCAGUCGAUGGUUGUCCUUAGUUUUAAACAUUUUUAUUCUUAAAUAUUCCUGGUAAAUGUUCGUUUAGUGAUGGUGACCGUUGGUUGAAAAACUCUUCCUAUACAAUGUGGUUGGAAUGUGACAUGGACAAUAUUUUGAAGCAAAAUGCAAAGUUUGUUGGAAGGCAUUUGAUGUAUCAAACAUGGGAGAAUCAGCACUGAAAAGCCACGAAAGGGGAAAGAAGCAUAUUUAUCUGAUGGAAACACAACAUCUCCUUUGAAGAUCCAUGAAGUUGAAGCCUACCGACAAAUAACAGCACGCAGUUAGACUACAAGAAAGUUGAUGUUGGCUUUGUGGCACAACAGAUGCUGAAAGAAAAGUGUUAGAAAUUUGUGUGAAAGGCAAGUUCUUCAAUUCAAAAUGGAAUGUAAAGAUUUUCUUGCAAAAGCAGCUUCUAAACUUCUUGACAAACCACCAAUAAAUUAUCGGCUAGUAAGAAAUAUGCUAAUGGCAUUAGAGAAAGAAAUGUGUGUCAGCAAAAUGAAAAGAGUUCUUGAAAUUCUUGUGGAAGGCCACAGAUUGAAGACUAAUGAGUGUGAUGAGGAGAUAUAUCAGUCUGGACAGUUUCUGGAUGAAUGUGCAGGUGUUAUCCUACCUCUGAAGAUUUUGACCCAAGUGAACCCAUUUCAAGAGUUGACAUGCUGUUGUAUGAACACAUGCAUGUGUGGCUUGUGAUAAGCAACUGGCUAUAAAGUGUCAGUGGAGUGUGGUUAAAUUACUGCUGCUAAUGUCUCAUGGUCAAUCCACAGUUAAUAGACUGAGGUUUUUUUGUAAACAAAGAAGUGGCAGUUGAGAACCCAUCAGAAAGAUCAUUCAUGGUCACAUUGAAUCAGUUGGAAGCCUUGUCAAUUACCAAAUCUGAAAGCAACUUCAUUUGUCAUCUUUUGGAGCUUGACAGAAUUACCUUUCCUAUCUAGAAGAGCAGAAGAGUUAAGCCUCCCAGGAAAAAUUGCUUAAAUGAAAGGCAACAAUGGAUGAAAUCGAUUUGCUUAAGGAAAAGAAAUGGUAGUUGA
Porites lobata is the source of this 1527-nucleotide messenger RNA. NCBI's taxonomy places the organism in Eukaryota, Metazoa, Cnidaria, Anthozoa, Scleractinia, Poritidae. The record is from the annotation of a GenBank genome assembly.